Messenger RNA from Petromyzon marinus (sea lamprey), 3916 nucleotides. Its product is annotated as TOM1-like protein 2. Gene Ontology annotation, molecular function: phosphatidylinositol binding; clathrin binding; ubiquitin binding. Gene Ontology annotation, biological process: signal transduction. The record is from RefSeq and is a predicted model, not a curated record. Gene Ontology annotation, cellular component: endosome; membrane. NCBI's taxonomy places the organism in Eukaryota, Metazoa, Chordata, Hyperoartia, Petromyzontiformes, Petromyzontidae.
UGGAGUGGGUGGGGGCUGCUGCUGAAGAGUGGGUGGUGCUGGUGGUGGAGGCGGGGGCUGCUCGCGCGCGCGUGACCGGGUCACGUGAUCCACCAUGGCGUUCCUGCUGCUCAACGCGUUCAGCUCUCCCGUCGGGCAACGCAUUGAGAAGGCCACAGAUGGCUCCUUGCCGUCCGAAGACUGGAACCUCAACAUCGAGAUCUGCGACAUCAUCAACGAGACGGAUGAAGGGCCUAAAGAUGCCUUGAAGGCCUUGAAGAAGCGCAUCGGUGGAAACAAGAAUUUUAAGGAGGUCAUGUUGGCGCUGACGGUGCUGGAGACGUGUGUGAAAAACUGCGGCCACCGCUUUCACGUGCUCAUCGCCAGCCAGGACUUUGUGGACGGGGUCCUGGUGCGGAUCAUCCAGCCCAAGAACAACCCCCCCACCAUCGUGCAGGAGAAGGUGCUCAGCCUGGUGCAGACAUGGGCGGAUGCGUUCCGGAGUGCUCCGGACCUGACCGGAGUGGUCCACGUGUACGAGGACCUCAAGAGGAAGGGCGUGGAGUUUCCCAUGACCGACCUUGACGCGCUCUCCCCUAUCCAUACUCCACAGCGGAGCACGCCGGAGGCGGACCCUGCAGUGAGGAACUCUUCCCAGGGGGGGCGGCCUGCCCCGGGCGCCGCGGCAAUGUCGGCUUCUGCGCCCCCGCACCCACUGCCCCCCGCUCACGCCCACGCGGCGUCCGUGGCCGCUGGACCCAUCUCUCCCACUCCGGAACAGGUUGCAAAGCUGCGGAGCGAGCUGGACAUUGUCGAGUGUAACGUCAAGGUGAUGUCCCAGAUGCUGACGGAGCUGGUGCCAGGGCAGGUGGAGGCUUCGGACCUGCAGCUGCUGCAGGCCCUGCAUCAGACGUGCCGCACCAUGCAGCAAAGGGUCAUCGAGCUGGUCCCGCGCGUCUCCAGCGACGAGGUGACGGCCGAACUCCUGCGGGUCAACGACGAUCUCCUCAACAUCUUCCUCCGAUACGACCGGUUCGAGAGAUACCGGGCGAGCCGGGCGGCGCAGCAGGACCCCAUGGAGGGCGCCGGGCUCGCCGCCGAGCCCGGCGCGCUCGCCCCCGCCGCCACCUCCAGGCAACCGGCGGCUCCGAGCUCCCAGGCCGCGAACACCUUUCCAGACGGGGGCCUAAAAAACCCGGGACCCGGCUCGUUGGCCACCAACCCGCCGGAUGUGGCGAGCAACUCCUUAGCCAGCCAGCUGGCCAGCAUCGGUGUAGCCGGAGACAGCGUAACGGGAACCCUGAGUGCGCUGGGCGUGUCGAGCGCUGUCCCCGCCAAGGCCGACACGUUCGACAUGUUCGCCCAGAGCCGCGGCAGCUCCCUGGCUGACCAGAGGAAACACAUCGUGUACGAGGAUCCGCAGGCGGUCACGGGUCUGGCAGGAGCUCUGGACGCCCGCCAACACAACACAGGCGCAAUCCCGGUCGCGCAUGUGUCCUCAAAAGACGAGGUCGAUGCAUGGCUUUUGGCCGAUUCGGGGAAAGGAGAUGAGACGGCAGAAGUGGCCACUUCUGGGACGACUGAAGCGUUCGACUCGUUUCUGGCUUCAAGAGCUAACGUUGCAGAGAAGCUGCCUGACCUCCCGAUGCCCCCGCCGAGCGAAGGGCCAGCUCGCUCGUCCGUCCAAGGCAAAAAGAAGAUGGACAAGAUGGAAGAUUCGCUCUUUGCCCUUUAAAAUCUUUGCCCUUUAAAAUCACGUGGGGGGGCGGGGGGUCAACCGGGUGGUUUUGUGGAGUGAGAGGAGAGCUAAAUGCCAACGGCCGUGUUCAGGAGCACUGAACCAACACCACUGGGUUGAUGAAGUACAAAGCUUUCCAGCCGAGAUUAAAAAACACGUUCUCACGUUGUGUCAUAUUUGCCUGGUCACCUGUGAGAUUACAUACAAGAAGAUACCGUCGCAUACGUUUUUGGAUUUGCUCGCAAUUCGGUCGAGCUCAACUCUUGAGGGGGCUUCGGUCAAAAUCGAGGACGCGCACAGUGAACUACUCGUUCAUCUGAAAAGAGCCACAGUCUCGACAUCCUGGUGACGUAGGUCCGUCGGAACGAUUUCGCUUGGUGGCCUGUGGCGCCUCGUCUUAACACAAAGAGGCCGGCCCUGGCCCGGCUGUCUGUAACGCAAUCCAGAAAUGAGAAUCACGUUUUGUAUCUAGGUGGUGGUCGUAUGCGUUGCUCAUUAACAACUGAAAAACAAGCGAAACGUUUGAGGUCAAUCAUAAAGAGAUGUGGCCGAGUAAAUAAAAGCCAUCCGAGAUGAGCUGAGUGAUUGCUAAUACCAUCGCUUAUUGAGAGGCUUGGUGGUGGGUGGGUGGGUGGGGGGGGUAUGGAUGGUGAUGAAAGGGAAGAGGAUGAAGUGGGUGGUCGGGAGCAUAAUUGUGGGAGGAAAGGCAGUUGCAGUAAAGAAAUUAUUUUACGAAUGUGAACCGAAGAAAUUGUGUUUUAUCGACUGCCAAAUUCGCAUCAUACGCAAGAUUGUGAUGUAAUAAUUUGUCCGCCGAUGAGCUGUGUCUGCUUGCCGUGGGUAACCCUUUCACCUGCAGACCCCCCGGAGCCUGCGGGCAUCCCUGAGUGUUUUCAUGACAAAGAAAUGGUGUUCUCCCCCGUGUGCUUUUCACUGCAAGAUUGUUUUUUUUUGACGCGGCUUUGCGACGUCGUGGGUUUAGGCUCUUGAGCACCCCGCAGCCUAAAGCGUAAAUGAUACUCCUUGAAGCACCGUCUCCAGCGAGAGAUGUGCGCUGCAAGCACCGUGGCCGUUGUGUAGGUGAAUGGGUUAUUUCUGUACAGUGACUCGCAAAGCAAGUAUGCAUAAAAUAAGCUGUGUUCAUUACUACGAUUAUUUGAAUGAUUGAUUCUAAACCACAACAUCAAUUACGUUAAUCUGUUUGCUGGAAAACAACGUCUGGUCAUGUUUAUUUUAUUUUGUAAUGAUACUACGUGCACACCAGAGCGGUGGUUACAAUUGACGCUGCUUAUAAAAGGGCCAUUUUGCAAGUGGUGGGCAUUGCGGAAAUUCACAUCGGCACAUUUUUGGAAGUGAAUCUUCAAAGAUGCCCGAGUCACUUUGGGUGUUUGAAAGGCACCAUGAUCAGGACGCUGAGGUCAUGAGUUUGACCCCGAGUUGGGAAUGCAAAUUAAACCGGGUUUUUGCGUGUGGCAGGGUUUGAUAGUGGUCACUAUUUCGACACAGUAAUCUUGUGCCAGCUCUGAUGGCGUAAUGUACUUUGGCAGAUGGACAGGAAAUGACUGUGCUCCGUUCACAAUAUCGAAGGAGCAUUUUUCGAGCGUACGUGAUGAGAGAUGGGUCGGAGAUGACCAGGAUUAGUUUCACGCCGUCUCUUCUACAUUCCCCAAUGACGUGAGCCUCUGCUUUCUUUGACUGUCUAACUGAUGAUUAUUCCACCAUUGUGCAGAAAUCACAAUCAUUUGUGAAAUUCGAAAUACAAUAAUUGCAGUCGGCAUGGCCAGUCACAGAUUAGUCGUCCAAACAAAACCUUAGUCUCCAACGUGUUUUGUUUUUUUCCAGGGUGUUGCCGCUUGCUGUUCGGCACAAUGUCUGACGUUUUCGCUCCACGUCCUGGGAGCUGGUCUGUAUGUUGUGCUGAACUUCUUCCGAGCCGUGCGUAGCCAGCCGUGCGAAUCGGAGGUGCUGCAUCAGCGUCGCGGGUACCGCCUGAAAACGCGCCGGAAGAGUCGCGCAGCAGCAGCAGCGCAUCCGCCGCAAAAACCCUGCGCAGUUUGCUCCGCAAGGAUUCGGAAACGGGUCCUAUGCCAACAUUUGAAUGUAGCCGUUUUGUAAAUUUUGGAAAACCUGCAAGGCUCCAGUGUGCAUGUAGCCUGUGAAAAGCGUAUGAAAAGUUGUAAUAAAAUAUCGCAAGUUGAA